AGUAGACGGGCGGGCCUCUUCAGCGGCGGUCGCCUGCUGUCCCCCGGAGCACCGCGGCCCAUGAGGCGGUCCUGGGAGUGCCAGCAGGAGCACACACCCCGGGGCAGCCAUGGCGCAGGAGGCCUCGCCGGUCGUCCAGGACCCCGCCAAGUGGGACACCACCAAGGAGGAGCGGCGCAGCACGGGCCGCUACGUGGUGCUGGUGGUGGUGGUGUCGGCCUGCGUGCUGGGGCUCUACCAGGCAUGCCUGCAGCACAACGCCGUGCUGGCGGGGCUCAUAGUGCCGGCGCUCAUCAUGGUCAUGUACGUGGCCUGGGUGCUCUACACGGCGCGCAACUCCCGGUCGCACCAGUGGCUAGCGGCCGCCAUCAUACGGGAAAGAGCACCCAACCAGAAGUCUGACAGCCAGAGCGGCGAACAAGUGGUUUGAGCUUCUUCGAGAGCCUUCCAGAGUCUCCUGUGGUCUUCCUGUGCCUAGCUGUGCUUUCCUGUGUAUUAUACUGACUUAUAGUGCCUUUCUGCACCGUCCACUGUGUGCCUGGCUGUGCCUAACUCCGGCACAGUUUACGCCAUACGUGCCUUACCGCACCAUUGGGCCAUUCCAACACCUUCACUUGCACUUUAGUUCUUACCAACAUCUUUCCUGUGCUUUACUGUCUCAUGCCGUCAUAGAUUUUUACAGUGCCUUUUUGUUCAUUAUAGUCCCCGACUGCGUGCGAUGUUCUGCUGUAGACAAGAACACUCACUCCCACAGAACCGCAUUAACUUUACGUUUAACCGACUUGACCAUGCAGAAGGAUUUAGUACAAUUUCUACAGCUGUUCUCUAAUGUUUUAUAAAGUAAAGUUUUUACUUCUUUGAAGAGAAAUUGUUAUUUUUAUAUGUGUUGCCUACAUUCCAAUUGUUCUAAGGCCCAUUACACAAGUAAAACAAACAUCUUGGUAGACCAAUUUUUUCCCCCCCAGUAUUUACAUUUUUAUUUUAAAUUGUUAUAUUCGUCAGCUCUUGAAUACUUGAUGAGUGAAAUGAAAAUUUCACCCGAAAGAGUUGGUUAUGGGAGGGUAAAUAUUAGUUCAAGAAUAAUUUUGACCCACUGUGAACAUUUAGUUACGUGCCCUGCGAAAUGAUUGUUAUUUGUACAAUUGAAUUGUAAAAAAUGUAUUAGUAUGUAAUUUUUUUUUUAAAAAUGUGACCUGUAACAAUUGAUUAUAAGCAUUUUGUUUUAUUUAGUUGUGUAGAUGUUCAAAUGAUGUGUUAAAAAUAUAAUAUAUUUAAAAUAAAGUUCUUAAACCAUUG
Molecule: messenger RNA, 1296 nt
Organism: Bacillus rossius redtenbacheri
Lineage: Eukaryota; Metazoa; Arthropoda; Insecta; Phasmatodea; Bacillidae
Exons: 3
Coding region: 110-430 (106 amino acids)
Source: RefSeq, a predicted model, not a curated record